Messenger RNA from Ochlerotatus camptorhynchus, 1590 nucleotides. RefSeq lists its product as uncharacterized. The record is from RefSeq and is a predicted model, not a curated record. Bases 1 to 1590 code for a protein of 529 amino acids. NCBI's taxonomy places the organism in Eukaryota, Metazoa, Arthropoda, Insecta, Diptera, Culicidae. The transcript is spliced from 5 exons.
AUGACAGUGAAACUGGUUUUGAGUGAGUUGCUUCUGGGUGUGCUGCUAGUGAGCUAUGCAAAGGCUGGAGUUAUACAGAUCAGCGCAUACGGCAACGUUUUCAGACAAGGAGCUUCUCCAUUGAGAAAUAACUCGGAUGCAAGUGCUGGAACUGACCAAGCAAUGAAUAGUGGAUUCAAUCGAAAUAGUGUCGAUGGAUUGUCCAUGAAGCCUGUAAAUUAUGGAACCAUGACUUUUCAGAAUUCGUUUAUAGAACCUGCGGUGGCCUCGGACCGAUUCACCCCAGGAGAAGCAUAUGGUGGAACCGUUUUCAAAAUACUAAAAGCUAAACACGGAAAACGAAAAGGCUAUCAGUACCAGAAGCCCAAUGAUGCCUCAUUAGAUGACACCAAAACAAAUCCAUCCUCACCAGCGCCAGCUUCACCUCCACCUUCUCCAACUGCAGCUGUUGUAACCGUACCAGUGAUUCCAGCUCCCAUUACGCCCUCUCCACUUCACAACCUUAUAGCAGGACCCACCCCGCUUCCAGAAACGACCUCAGAGAAAAAUUCGUUAGCAAUACAAUACAUCCCAUCAUCAGAUCCAAACCUAUUUGCACCAAACAUACACUCUCAUUACCCUCCUCCACCAGCGAAUGGUAAAACUCGUUUCAACGGAGUUACAAGCUACCUUCCACCAGCAGCCGGGCCAGUAGCAGAUGACGCAUCGGUAGAUUCCAAUCACCCAGACUCUCCCCCAUCAAACCAAUACAUACCCCCGGCUGAUCUAUUCCAAUUUCCACCAAAUAUUCAUUCCCACUACAAUCCUCCACCAAUGGGCAAUAACUUUUACACGAACGGCCUAACAAGCUAUCUUCCUCCACCGGCUGGUCCCACUGACAUCUAUCUUUCUCCUUCAUCCGUAAUGUCAGCUGAUUCCUCGACAUCUGACCCACCCAGUUCACCGGACUCCUCCGACGAUUUGGUCGGAACGAUCCCCAUCCAUCCAGAUUCUCCUUACCCAGCCUACCUACCACCAUCCGGUUCUCAGGGCCCAGUUACCCCGGCUCCAAUACCCCAAUACAUGAUGAUGGCCAUGCCACCAGCUCAAAACAUGAUGAUGAGCAUGCCACUCGGGCCGCUAAUGAGUGGUCCUCCCAUGGACAUUCCCUUCGGCUUCCAUGGAUAUAAGUACAAUCAUCCUCACGAUCACUUUCCGGAGUACUUCUUCGAUCACGAUUACCCCCACGACCACCAUGACAAACCGCCAUCAACGACGACUCCGGAACCUCCACCACCGCCACCGGCUAAAGUUAAAAACUACAACUACUACUACAUCAGUCGAGUGUUUUGGUACUUCCCGCUGUACUUUACUUUAUACUUCGCCAUCUACAUUGUGGUUUUGAUCUUACGUUCCCUUGCUAGGUAUAAGAUCGGUUAUCCCAACCAUUUGUCCGGAGUUGUUCCACCCGCUAAUUGGGAUAAAAUAGUCACAAGAUCUCUGGAUGACAUGCAAUUCCUAACGCAAGAACAAGCAGCCCUCAAGGCGGAUAUUAUGGCGCAAUUCGUGAUGAAACAGAUUGACGAUUUCAAAGAAAAGUACAUUGGAUAG